AUGAACGUCUACUCGGUCUUCGUCUUCGCCGUUCUCGCCAUCUCUUCGGUCUCGGCCAUCGGAUACGUCAAGGGCGGCUCGAAAGGAUGCGGUGGAAACGGAGGCGGAAUCAUCAUCGGAUCCUCCCGCGACCAGUGAUCAGCAUCCAACAUGUUGAAUAAAUCAUGAGCAUUCCAAAUGUUUCUUCUUUGUUUCUGUCGUUUAGGAGAGUUUUUCGAAACUUCCCUCGUUUUCCUUCGCGUUCGCUCGCCUCGCCAUUGCCCGUGAAACGUCGGCUGCUUCCCCCCGACCGCCUAUAUAAACACUCUCUUCUCUCACUCUCCCGACCUGGUCCGGCGUCGGUGGGUUAUCUUUCAAGCCCUCCCAUCGGCAUCCACUUGACCAACGUUUUUGACACUUUUCAAGCUGUUUUCAUAUCAUAUGAAUUUUAAUUGGUUUUAGUCCUAUCGAUGAAUUUCGCAAUCAAGAGUGACGAGGAUUUGUUCUUGAACAUCUCAAGAAGCAAUAACUUGCCUGUUUUGCAUAGUCUUCGUUUCCAGCUUCCAGGUAUAACUUUACGGGGCCAUAGCUUUUAUCGCUCCGUGACUUUUCCUUGUUGAAAAGAGCCCUACGCCCUCGGUUUCGCCCAACUUCUUCGUCAAGUUUACCUCUUCGCCAUCCUCGUCGCCGGAACCGGCGGAUCCACUCAUGGACCACGUCACAAGUUCGGAGGAAGAGGACGCAACGGAGAAGCCAACGGAAUCUACGGAUAUGGUGGAUACAGACCGGAUAAUGGUGAAGUCCUCGUCGGAAACUUCCAUCGCGCCAAGAGAAACUGCUCUGGAAGAGAUUAA
This is a messenger RNA of Caenorhabditis sp. 36 PRJEB53466, 833 nucleotides long. The record is from the annotation of a GenBank genome assembly. NCBI's taxonomy places the organism in Eukaryota, Metazoa, Nematoda, Chromadorea, Rhabditida, Rhabditidae.